CGGAAAUCCAGCCAUGAAGCCCUCUCCGAGCUUGCCGGACCCGACUCUAGCCUACCAAUACCCAGACGCGAUGCGCUUCAGUCUUUCAGAGGAGGGGACGGGAUACCCGAGGGGAAACCAAUGGAGUUCACUUCCGGCUCACCAAGCCAGUCACUCGGCGUGAAGAGGCAGUCCAGCCCGACGCGCUCGCUCAGUCGCAUCCCCGUGUCGUCAGUCGGCAACGCGCGCGCUCUAGCCGACGAAGGGCACCCGUCCCGGUCCACGGCGCAUUCGCCUUUGAACGGGGCACCUCCGCCUAUCGACGCGGCUGCCGCCAACUCCUCCCUCAGCGCGUCGUCGUCUGCCUACCCGCAGCCCCCUCUUUCACCCGGCAAACGGUAUUCAUUAGCAGCGGGGGGAACGACGAAGGUGUUGGCGGAUUUGCAGGCGGGUGUGACGAGCACGCGGAACGCGCUGGAGAACACGAAGCAGCAGCUGAGGCAGUCACAGCGGCAGGUUGCGCAGCUCACGAGGCAGACGGAGGAUCUGAAGGAGGGGAGAGAGCGGCUGAGGCUGGAGAUUGACGGGCUGAAUGCCGUCGUGACGCGCAAGGAGAGGAUGCUGCAGGAGGCCAUCGAACGCGCUCGCAAAGCUGAAACUGAGGCUGCCUCGCUAAAGUCUCAGUUGAAGACGGAGAUGGCGACAUCGAAAAAGUCCCUGCGGGAGAUGGAGGCUACCGUUUCCGAAUCUACCGCAGUCUCGCAGAGGAGCAAUAGGGAAUACGUCACUCUGCGGGACAGCAUCAAGAGUAUGGUCGAGGGCUGGAAGUCCGACAUGGACAGCCUCCGUGAGGAGAUGCGCAAGCGUGAAGAGCGGUGGCGGAAGGAGGCCGAGGACGUCGGCAAGAAGUACCGCGCCCUUCUGGAGGAAGUGCGUGCGGCCGAGAAGGCGAAGGAGAGUGUCAAGGAUCUCCGGGCUGAGGACGAGCGGCUGCGCAAGGCGCUUGAGGACGACUUCCGGGAAGAGAUCGCACGGCUAAAGGGGGAGGUCGAGAGGUCGUCGAAGGAGAGCGACGAGUCUUCUAGAAUAGCCAAGUGGCUGGCAGGCGAGCUAGCGCGCUUGCGCCGCCUCAUGCAAAAUUCUGGCGAGCAGGUAUCUUCCUCGUAA
This is a messenger RNA of Gloeophyllum trabeum ATCC 11539, 1146 nucleotides long. RefSeq lists its product as uncharacterized. The annotation marks the transcript as partial. Lineage: Eukaryota; Fungi; Basidiomycota; Agaricomycetes; Gloeophyllales; Gloeophyllaceae. The transcript has 5 exons. The record is from RefSeq and is a predicted model, not a curated record.